This is a messenger RNA of Trematosphaeria pertusa, 879 nucleotides long. RefSeq lists its product as uncharacterized. Gene Ontology annotation, cellular component: membrane. Gene Ontology annotation, molecular function: transferase activity, transferring alkyl or aryl (other than methyl) groups. NCBI's taxonomy places the organism in Eukaryota, Fungi, Ascomycota, Dothideomycetes, Pleosporales, Trematosphaeriaceae. The record is from RefSeq and is a predicted model, not a curated record. The transcript is spliced from 2 exons. Bases 1 to 879 code for a protein of 292 amino acids.
AUGGAACCUACCCAGACUUCGGCUUUCUCACCUGGGCUUGCGGACACGCCUUCGACCAUCACAAAAACGGUCUUCGGUUGCGUUGCCCUGCUUUCCAGUGGGGCCUUCGGCGUCUAUGGGCCCGCCGAACCCUUUGGCACACUCUCUCGCUUACCUCUCAUUAUGGCCUGGACCUGGAUCAAUCUCCUCGGCGAAGUAGUUGCCAACCAACGACGCGCGGGCUCCAUUAUUGAGGAUACUAUCAACAAGCCUUGGAGACCGCUUCCGAGCAAGAGACUGACACCGGACGAAGCAAGACACCUACUCCUAUGGAUCCUGCCCUCAAGCUACCUAGCUGGUGUGGUACUCGGGGGGUCCGACGCUUCUGUCGCCCUGAUGGUAUUCUCGUACAUGUACAACGACCUUGGCGGGGCAAACGAGAAUUGGCUCCUCAGAAAUCUCCUCAAUGCCUGCGGAUUGUCCUCUUUCAGCUUCGGCGCUGCUCAAGUGGCCUGGGGGCCGCGAUCCACCCUCAGUAAAACCGUCUAUGCAUGGAUUGCAAUCCUGGCUGCCGUUAUAUCUUCGACCGUUCAGCUGCAGGAUCUCCCGGAUAUCGAAGGCGAUAAAGCAAGAGGUCGCAGAACCAUGCCGCUUAUUUACGGCGACACUCCUGUUCGCUGGUCGGUCUGCAUCCCCGCUCUGUUUUGGUCUUUCUAUUGCCCAUUUUACUGGAACCUGGAUCUAUUUGGAUACCUCCCUUCACUUUUGCUUGGUUCCAUCAUUGCCGCCCGCACUUUGAUUGCAAGAUACAGUGAGGCCGACGCAGUGACUUGGAAAUUGUGGUGUGCGUGGAUGGGUAUUUUGUACCUGCUUCCUUUGCUCGCGCACCGUCGUAACUGA